This is a messenger RNA of Trachemys scripta elegans, 4646 nucleotides long. RefSeq names its product S-phase cyclin A associated protein in the ER (gene SCAPER). NCBI's taxonomy places the organism in Eukaryota, Metazoa, Chordata, Testudines, Emydidae. Gene Ontology annotation, molecular function: nucleic acid binding; zinc ion binding. The record is from RefSeq and is a predicted model, not a curated record.
GCCGGCUCGUACUGAGCACGCGCAGGCGGCUCCGGCAUGUUCCGGCAAGCUGUGACGGGAGGCCGUUCCUGACACUGCACCGGCCACUGGCGGGAUGAGAUGACAUCAGCUCGGCGGGACGCGCGCAGGCGGGACAACGCAGCAAAGAGGAGAGUGUAUGAAAACUCUAUGGGGUCAGCCAAAAAUGUGAUAAGUGAGACUGUUGAUGUAGCAGAGAGUUAUAACAUGAUGGCUUCUUUCCAGCGCUCUAAUAGUCAUGACAAAGUGAGGAAAAUUGUUGCAGAAGAGGGUCGUACAGCAAGAAACCUUAUUGCAUGGAGUGUCCCACUGGAAAGCAAAGAGGACGAUAGUAAGUCUAAAUGGCAAGUAGGUGGAAAAUCUAAGAGAGUGACUCAUGGAACACAUAAACCUACAAAACAGAGUACUACAGUAGACUGUAAAAUAACAUCAGCAGCCGCUGGAGAUAAAAACUUUGACAAAAGCCCAACAAAAACAAGGCAACCUCGAAAAGUUGAUUUGAGAGCUCGAUAUUGGGCAUUUCUUUUUGACAAUCUUAGACGAGCAGUUGAUGAAAUCUAUGUUACUUGUGAGUCGGAUCAGAGCGUAGUAGAAUGCAAGGAGGUUCUAAUGAUGCUAGAUAACUAUGUAAGAGAUUUCAAGGCAUUGAUUGACUGGAUACAGCUACAGGAAAAGCUAGAGAAGGCUGAUGCUCAAAGCAGACCUACUUCAUUGGCCUGGGAAGUAAAGAAGAUGUCUCCAGGACGCCAUGUAAUACCAAGUCCAUCAACAGAUAGAAUCAGCGUAACAUCAAAUGCUCGAAGAAGUUUAAAUUUUGGAACGGAAGGAUGCAGAAGGAUGGGAAACAGUUCAGCGUGGAAGGCCUGUUCGAUCUCGAUCUACAGCUGUAGCAACAAAAACUCCUGUAGCUGCAGAAUUGCUAAGAGCUAAAGAUGACAGUGACAAAGAAAAUGUAGUCUUCAGACAAUCAGAAAGUAAACAGAAGAAUUCAUUCGAUGGAGAUAGUGCAUCCAAAAAUACAGAACCUCUGCAGAAAGAUUCUUUAUAUCUGAGUGAGCAUCCUCUUGCUGAAAGGACUCAGUUCACAGCACACACACUAGAAGAUACCAGAAACACUGGCAAUGUGGUUUUACAAGACAGUUCUUGCUUACAAACACCUGAAAUGCCGGCAGUUGUCAUAGAUACUGAACAUACUUCAGAAAGUCUACAGAUUGAUGAAUCUCCCUCCCUGAACUCUGGUAGUAAAGAACCGCAUGAAGCAUUAAAAAACAAGAUAGAAAGUGAAAUGGACCCCUCAGACAUUUCAAAUGUGAGUGCUGCCAGAUUGUCUAUGGCAGAAGUCCUUGCUAAAAAAGAAGAGUUAGCAGAUCGCCUGGAAAAGGCCAAUGAAGAAGCAAUAGCUAGUGCCAUUGCAGAAGAAGAGCAGUUAACUAGAGAAAUUGAAGCAGAAGAAAACAAUGACAUAAACAUUGAGACUGACAAUGACAGUGAUUUUUCUGCUAGCAUGGGCAGUGGAAGUAUAUCUUUCUGUGGCAUGUCUAUGGACUGGAAUGAUGUCCUGGCAGAUUAUGAAGCUCGUGAAUCAUGGCGUCAAAAUAAUUCAUGGGGUGAUAUAGUGGAAGAAGAACCUGCGCGUCCACCAGGCCAUGGAAUACAUAUGCAUGAGAAACUCUCUUCACCAUCUCGCAAAAGAACAAUAGCAGAAUCCAAAAAGAAACAUGAGGAGAAACAGAUGAAAGCUCAACAGCUGAGAGAAAAGUUACGUGAAGAGAAAACGCUAAAGCUUCAAAAACUGAUGGAGCGGGAGAAAGAUGUGCGAAAGUGGAAAGAAGAAUUACUGGACCAGAGACGCAGGAUGAUGGAGGAAAAAUUACUCCAUGCUGAAUUUAAACGUGAAGUGCAGUUACAAGCAAUUGUGAAAAAAGCACAAGAGGAAGAAGCAAAGGUAAAUGAAAUUGCAUUUAUAAACACCUUAGAAGCCCAAAAUAAACGUCAUGAUGUGUUGUCCAAACUAAAAGAGUAUGAACAAAGACUAAAUGAAUUACAGGAAGAACGCCAACGGAGGCAGGAAGAAAAGCAAGCACGUGAUGAAGCUGUUCAGGAGCGUAAAAGAGCUCUGGAAGCAGAACGCCAAGCCCGGGUUGAAGAGCUGCUGAUGAAAAGGAAAGAACAAGAAGCUCGGAUUGAACAGCAGCGGCAGGAGAAAGAGAAAGCACGGGAAGAUGCAGCACGGGAAAGGGCCAGAGAUCGAGAGGAGAGGCUGGCAGCUCUCACUGCAGCUCAACAAGAAGCAAUGGAGGAGCUACAGAAAAAGAUUCAGCUGAAGCAUGAUGAAAGCAUUCGGAGACACAUGGAACAAAUUGAACAGAGGAAAGAAAAGGCAGCUGAAUUAAGCAGUGGGAGACAUGCUAAUACUGAUUAUGCACCUAAACUUACACCAUAUGAACGAAAAAAGCAGUGUUCAUUAUGCAAUGUUUUGAUUUCCUCAGAGGUGUAUCUUUUUAGCCACAUUAAGGGGAAAAAACACCAACAAGCAGUGAGAGAAAAUAGCAGCAUUCAAGGACGAGAGCUUUCAGAUGAAGAAGUGGAGCACCUGUCACUGAAGAAGUACAUUGUUGAUAUUGUGAUUGAAAGCUCUGUUCCAGUAGAACCUUUAAAAGAUGGAGAGGAGAAGCAAAAAACUAAAAAGAAGGCAAAGAAGCUAAAGGCACGGAUGAACUCCAGGGCUAAAGAAUAUGAAAGUUUAAUGGAAGCAAAAAAUGCCACCUCUGAAUCACCAUACAAAGCAAAGUUGCAGCGAUUAGCAAAAGAUCUUCUAAAGCAGUUCCAAGUACAGGAUAGCAGUUCAUUGGCAAACAACAAGGUUUCUGCUCUGGACAGGACUUUAGGAGAGAUUUCUCGUAUUCUGGAAAAAGAGAAUGCGGCAGAUCAAAUAGCAUUCCGGGUUGCAGGAGGACUCACAGCCCUUGAACACAUUCUUCAAGUAGUGAUUUCAUCCACGAAUCUGAAUGCAGUUUUACGGAUUCCUCCUAAGUCACUCUGCAAUACCGUAAAUGUUUACAACCUGGCCUGCAGUAAUUGCACAGAAAACUGCACCUAUGUUCUGUUUAGUAAUAAGAUCACUUUUUUAAUGGACCUGUUGAUGCAUCAGUUAACGGUUUGUGUUCCAGAUGAAUAUAAUGCAACAUUGGGAAGAAGUGCAAAUAAGCAAGUAUUUGAAGGUUUAACAACUGGACUUCUCAGAAUCAUUGCUGUGGUCUUUGGGUGUCUGAUCUCCAGUCUACCAGAUGUAAACAAUCAGUCCACUGCACCUAAAAUAAUACAGGAAGUGAAAAACAAGCCCUCAAAAGUUGAGGCCUUUAACAGCAGGGUUCAGGACCUGAUCAGUUAUGUGGUGAAUAUAGGAUUGAUAGACAAGUUAUGCUGCUGUUUCCUCUCCAUCCAAGGUCCUGUUGAUGACAAUUCAAAAAUAGCUACUUUUCUGCAAAAUGCGACAGCAGUGUUACAUGGAAUGUGUCAGCUCUGUUUUGCUGUCAAUGGAAAGUCUUGGCCCAUUUUUGACAAUACACGUCAGGAUCCCACAGGGCUAACUGCAGUUCUUCGGACUACAGAUCUAGUUGGAGUCUUGCAUAUGCUGUACUGUAUUCUUUUCCAUGGCACAAUCUCAGAUCCAAACAUGGCAAGUCCUAAAGAGAGUUAUACAGAGAACACGAUCCAGGUUGCUAUUCAGAGUUUACGCUUCUUCAAUAGCUUUGCAGUUCUUGAUCUGCCAGCUUUUCAGUCUAUUGUAGGUGCUGAGGGACUUUCUCUUGCAUUCCGUCAUAUUAUCAGCUCUUUGCUGUGGUACUGUUCUCAGCAUACCUGUGAAGGACUGCUACAUGAAGUCAUUGUUUGUGUUGGGUAUUUUACUGUCAACCAUCCAGAUAAUCAGGUAAUUGUACAAUCUGGCCGUCACCCCACAGUGCUGCAAAAACUAUGCCAGUUGCCUUUCCAGUAUUUCAGUGAUCCUCGCCUAAUCAAAGUGCUCUUCCCUACGCUAAUAGCUGCUUGUUACAAUAACCCUCAGAACAAGAUCAUUCUGGAGCAGGAGAUGAGUUGUGUUUUACUUGCCACAUUCAUUCAGGAUUUCACACAGAAUUCAGGCCAAACAGAUAACCAGUCUUCUCAACAAAAGGCAGAAAAAUUCUUCACUUCCCAAGAUUAUCUUGAGCUGUCUAACAGAUUCCCUUGCCAGGCCUGGGAAGAAGCACGACAGUUUUUCUUGAAAAAAGAGAAAAAAUAAGUGUUUCAUUUUGUUUCCAUUUUUAAAACAUCUAACAUGUUAAUGUUAAGCAAUUUGUGCUAAUUACAUACUUUAAGAAACUGUUUUGGAAACUUCUAGAUACUCUACAUACUUAUGUUGUAGAUAUAUAUAAUUUGCACUAUUUAUGUCUUAAGUAUUGUAGAUACUUUAAAGCUCUGUUUUUUAAUUUUGAAAAUUGUUUAUUUCAUUUACAUACUACAUCAUGGCUUUGGUAGCUUCUACCCUAUGAUGUGUACUUCUUGCACUGUAAAACUGCUGAAAUUAGGUUACAAAUAUAGAAAAUGUUAUCUUCUAUAUAUCUUGUAAUAAAAUAACUUAUUCUGUU